CAGGACCGGAAGUAUCGUUAUUGUUCUGGAAGGAAGAACACAGGCUUCAAGAAACGUUGUACCACUUACUUAUUUUUAACUUAUGUUUCUUGACAAACACGCGUUCGUUUUCGUACGUUAAACUGUCGGUAGAGAUACUUUAACCGUCGAUUUGAACGUUAAAAGCCGCGAUGGCGUCGCCGCUGGAGAUGACAGAGAUGUACGACAACGCUCUGCUGGGAAUCCUGCAGCAUGUUGGAAACAUCCAGGACUUUCUUCAGGUCUAUUUCGGGUUUUUGUACCGUAAAACGGACUUUUAUCGCCUCCUGUCCGGUCCCAACGACAAGAUGGGCUUCCCUCCCGGUGUGGCGGAGAAGAUGGUGCUAAAGACGUUUAAGCUGUUUGAGAAGCUGGCAGAGCACGACCGAGAGAGGCAGCUGAGCGAGAUGCAGAAGAGAGAGGAGAGUCGAUGCGUUCCUCCGGCGGCUCAGGAGCUGGAGGUCGUCGCCGAGCCUCAGGAGGAGACGGAGGAGCAGAGCACGGAGGCGGCGCAGAUGGAGAGCUCCCCCCCGGACGCCGGGAACGUUUCAGCUCCUGCAGCCUCAGAAUCCUCCGUCAGCUCUCAGCCUGACAGCAGCAGGGCUCAGGCUCAGGCUCAGGCUCAGGGAGACCAGGCGGCUGCAGCCAGCACGAAGUCAGCAGACGAGAGUCAGGAGAGAUUUCAGUCUGAUCCUGACAGUUACAACGGGGCGGUGAGGGAAAACUACAGCUGGUCUCAGGACUACACUGACGUGGAGGUCCGCGUGUUCGUGCCCAAGGCUGUUGUUAAGGGCAGACAGGUCAGUGUCAGUCUGCAGACUGGCAGUGUACGAGUGUGUGUGAGGGACGGAGCCGAGGAGAAAACACUGAUGGAGGGAGAAUUCACUCACAAGAUCAACACUGAAGACUCUCUGUGGAGCCUGGAGCCCGGACGCUGCGUGGUUCUGUCGCUCAACAAGACCUCAGAGGUUUGGUGGAACGCGGUGCUGAAAGGAGAGAAGGAGAUCGACAUAAACCAGAUUAACCGCGAGCGAACCAUGGCGUCGGUCGACGACGAGGAGCACUCCGUUCUGGACAGACUCACAUUCGACUACCAUCAGAAGCUGCAGGGGAAACCACAGAGUCACGAGAUGAAAGUGCACGAGAUGCUGAAGAAGGGCUGGGACGCAGAGGGCUCGCCUUUCAAGGGGCAGCAGUUCGACCCCUCCAUGUUCGACAUCCCGCCCAGCGCCGUGCAGUUCUGAGGCGCAGCCAAAACUCAGCCAAAUAUGAACUGAACCCGAGUUUAUUUACAGACCGAGUCAACAUUUACCUGCUGGUCUGCUGUCGCAGGUUUGUCGUUAACUGUAAGAGCAGAGCUGAAGCUUCUGUUUGUUUGUGUGGAGGAAACACAGACGAGGACGAGGACUUGUCUUUAUAUCAAAGGUUUAUUUGAUGUUCUGACAGUGUGAAAUCUGAUAAAUACGUUUACUUUG
This is a messenger RNA of Lates calcarifer (barramundi perch), 1493 nucleotides long. It is a transcript of the gene nudcd3, whose product is annotated as NudC domain containing 3. The record is from RefSeq and is a predicted model, not a curated record. The coding region runs from base 171 to 1262 and encodes 363 amino acids. Gene Ontology annotation, biological process: protein folding. Gene Ontology annotation, cellular component: cytoplasm. Lineage: Eukaryota; Metazoa; Chordata; Actinopteri; Centropomidae. The transcript is spliced from 6 exons.